This is a messenger RNA of Ilex paraguariensis (yerba mate), 4665 nucleotides long. NCBI's taxonomy places the organism in Eukaryota, Viridiplantae, Streptophyta, Magnoliopsida, Aquifoliales, Aquifoliaceae. The record is from the annotation of a GenBank genome assembly.
ACCAAUCACAUUUCGUGAUGUGUCAUAUUUAAUAUAAUUUUAUAAGAUUUACUUUAAAUUAUAUUGUGGGUUUCGUGAUUAAAAUCUGAUCGCAGAAUUUUAAUCGUGUGAUACCCAAUUGUAUUGUAACACUUAAAAAUCUGACUGUCUUGAAAUUCGAUAAAAAUUGAUAGACUAGCCCAAUUUUGCGAGACAAAUCAAACAGUGAGAUCCAUUUCGUCAUCUGAGUUUUAUAAAAUUUUUGGACCCUUGACCCGUGCUUUAACAACUAUAUCAUUUUAUCCCUUUUGUUAUUUUUAAAUUCAAAUUUUCCAGGUUUUAUAAUUUGCACCCUUUUUCGACAUCCUCCACCACUCUUUCUCUCUUUCCAAUAGCAUCCCUCCCCAUUUUUCUAUCAUCACACUCUCUCAGGAGCCCUUUCCACCUCUCUCCACUAGCACCACACAUUCUCUCUCUCUCCCCCCACCCUUCCGACGGUGGGUUCCUCUUUAACUAUCAUCCCUAAGUAGAUAGCCCUUGAUGUUCUUUGUUGAGGACCCUUAUCGCCAUGAUUUCCAACACCUCUACCCUCUUCCAAUGAAACCAUGAUAGCCCCUAAGCACCCACCCUUGAACCCUAGACAGAACCUAGUCCCCUUCCUAUCUCUAAAACCCACAACUAACCUCAACCUCCACCACCGAAACCCUUAAUCAUCUCUAACUAGAACCACCACCGAAAAAUUUAGAGCCCUUCUAGAAAUACCCCACUCAAAAACACAAUUAUCAUCACCUAUAAAUUUAAUAACCAUUAAUUAAGGAAGUCCAAUUGAAUUCAUUAAUUUCCUAACAAACUAAACUAGGCUUGGAGGAUUUAUCACCAACCACAUUGACUGAUGGUUUCAGUUUUGCUUUGAAAUAGUGUUCAUUAAAAUUGGUGGGUAGGUCUAGGUCACUGUUUGAGUGAAAGCAUAUAAACUUCAAUUGAUGAUGUUAAAACUCAAAAGAGUGAGACAAUUGCUUGAACUGAGAAGCUCAAGGCUUAGGAAUAGUGGUUUGUGAGUAUGAACAGUGUGUGAGAGAUAGAUGCGUGGCUGGGCCUAGAGGCUCUAUAAAUGCUAUAGGAAAUGUAGAACGGAGGCAAGAGCUAGGGAAUGAGACAGAACACACAGACUAUAUUGGUUCAUCAAACAAAGAGCUUGGCUAAUCCACUCUAAUGGAGUCACUUGCUCCUUAGGAGGUUUUUUAUUGCUUGGGAUAGAAGAUAGGAGCUACUAAUGCUGAGAUUACAAUUAUUGUGUCUAUACAUGGGCAAUUGCCCUUAUAUAUAUAUCCACACAUGGGGUGGUCCUCACGUUAUCAUCACGUGGUCCCCUGUUUGUUAGGAUUUUGUUAGGGGAAUAUUUGGUUGUUAAAGGCUAUAUUCCCUAGGUGUGACGUGACAUUCUAGACCAUGAUGAGGUGGCAUUGAGACCUAUCCCUAAGUCUAGAUACUUUGUGAUCUUUCAUGUCUGUGAGAGGUCAUUUUGCUUGAGUCGACAUCUUGUUCCUUUGGAUAGCUCAUGGAUAAAGGACAUCGUUCCGUUUUCCAUAUAGAGUCGGCCCAAAUGCAAGGCAACUUAGGCAGCCUCUUAGGGCCUCGCCUGAGAGGGGCCCAUAUUAUUUUUAUGAUUAGUUAUAAAUAUAUAAGCAUUUCUUUGUCUUAGAUUUCUCCUUUUAUUUACCCACAUAAUAUAUCAAAAGCCUUCUCUUUUUAGGGCAUACAAGAUAACUACAAGUUUAGCACUAUUUUUUAUAUUUUUUUUGUGUCAAACUAUUAAAUCAUGAGCAAUUUUGUUGAGAUUUAAUUUAAUGAUCUAAUGAUAUGUCAAGUCAUAAAAGUCUCGUUUAAGAAGUUCAACAUGGUUGCAACUAGAAUAUUGUUACAUUACUAAAUUAACAAAUUAUGUCAGAUUUUUAGGUCUCAACAACAUCUCUCUCAAGUAAUUUAUGUGAUUUUUAUAUGCUAACUCACAAACUUAAAUACAUAUUAUGAAAAUCUUGAGUAGUUUGUAAAAUGUGAUCAACUUUUUUUAUAUUCAUAAGUUGGAUUUAUUUGUCUAGCUGAAAAUGUAAAGUGGUUUUACAAACAAACACUAAUACUUCAAUCAAAAUAUUAAACCGUGAAGAAAGACUAGGCUUUUUCUUUUCCUUUGUUUUUCGGUGCAUUAAGCUUUUUUUUUUCCUAAUAUGUGUAUUGCUUAUACAAUAAUAUUGAUAAUACACAUAUCAAUUGCUCUUGCAAAAAAAAAAAAAUUAAAACUGUUCCUACUUGUGAUGAAUUAUGUCACAAAAAUAUUAAGGUCAUACUAUGUAUUCAAAAUGUUAUAAUAAUAAAACUCAAGUAUGGAAGGUAAAUUUAGUAAAUUUUACAUCUCAAAAAAUAAAUUUUAAUUGUAUUACUUAUAAAAUAACAUUUUCACCUAGGGCUCGGAAUAGUACUAGGCCGCCCUGCUUCCUCAUGAUGUGAUAUGGAUGGCCUAGGCACGUUUACCUAAGCUGAAUGUACAACCAGAGGUAUGGAGACAGACCUCAUUAUUGGACCCUUGCUGAAAACAAGAUACGAAAAUAUCCUUUCACUCAUUUUAAGUAUUAUUUUUGGUAUCAUCAUCAAUAAUGGCUAAAAUCUUCAGUCACUCCUCUAUUUGUCUCUUCCACUCAGUCUCAUUGUGUUUCCAUGACUAGAUAGUCCGACUAAAAUAAUCUAAUUUGGGGGAGUGUGGUUGAGGGUGGGAGACUGAGAGAGGUAGAGACGGGGGAUGUGUUUUUGACUGAGGUGGCAAUUGGGGUGGAGCUGUAGUGUACAACUGACAUUGGUUGUCUCUCGAUUGUUGCAAACUUGAAGACAAUGACAUGGCCUCGUGGGAUUGCUCUACUCUAAUACCAACAAAGAUUGAACUAGUAUAGAAUUUAAACUUGUCUAUCUUAAUGAAGGGCCUCAUUAUCAUUUUAUAAUUUGUGAGAAUAAUAAGACGGAUGUCACUGUGUUAUUAUCCAUAUAGAAGGGGUGGUUCUUUUCAUUUGGACAAACCUCAAGGAAGGUGGAUGUAAUUUACCGUUUUUUUUUAAAUGGUCCAAUUGUUAAUUUAUGUUCAAAUAACUAGCAAAUAGGGUUAUUCUUUUAAUGAUGGCCACUGCAUAUCCUCUUUAGUUAGUUAUUUGGGCAGAUGUUAGCGAAAGAACCACUUAAAAAUAAAUUGAAAACCAGAGAGACUAAAAUAUUAUAAUUGUUAGUUAAAGCAUCGAAAGUGAGGCUGACCACCUACUUUGGGGGACGACAUGUGUAUUAUUCCGUAAUAUUAAUGAUAUGAGAAAAAUAUUAACGCAUUUAAUGAUGAGAUUUGAGUCGAGGAUCCCCUUGUGGCAAUAGUCAGCGAAUCCAGACCUCUUUCUAGGGAAGAAUGAAAUUGAGAGAAUUAACUAAGUUGCCAAGCAUCAACUAGGUGAGCACCUCAAUUCUUUCUUUGAAUUCUAUUAGAUUUGUCUCUAUAUAAGUAUACAGAAUAUGUAGCUAAAAGUUAUUUGCACAUGCUCCCUCAUUUAGUCAAUAUGCAUGUAGCCACACACAGCAUGCCAAUUGGAAACAGUUUAAUAAAGAUGAUCCUACUGUGAUUGCUGUAAUAUUUAGCAAAUUGCAUAUGAAUACGCAAAGAGGAGGGCCAAUCUUGUAUUGGUUGCUCGAAGAGAGAAUAGGCUCCGAGGGAUUGGUGAGAAUGCUGGACGGCUGGGCGCAAGUCACGUGAUGAUAACUGCUGCUGAUGUUGUCAAGGAAGAUGAUUGUAGGAGGUUCAUCAAUGAGACCAUAAACUUUUAUGGGCGUGUGGAUCAUCUAGUAAAUACAGUCAGUCUGGGACAUACUUUCUACUUUGAGGAAGCCAACGAUUCAUCUGUGUUUCCCAUUUUGAUGGACAUAAACUUUUGGGGAAAUGUGUAUCCUACAUACGUUGCUCUUCCAUACCUGCGACAACACCAUGGUCGAAUCAUCGUUAACGCUUCAGUUGAUAGCUGGCUACCUUUGCCAAGAAUGAGCUUAUAUUCUGCAGCAAAGGCAGCUCUAAUAAAUUUUUAUGAGACGUUGAGAUUUGAAUUGAAGGAUGAUGUUGGAAUAACACUUGCAACACAUGGUUGGAUUGGGACUGAUAUGACCAGGGGAAAAUUCAUGCUAGAGGAAGGUGCAGAGAUGCAAUGGAAAGAAGAAAGAGAAGUUCAUGUGCCUGGUGAUCCAGUGGAGGAGUUUGCGAGGUUAAUCGUUUCUGGGGCAUGCCGAGGAGAUGCUUACGUGAAGGUCCCGAGCUGGUAUAACAUAUUCCUUCUAUAUAGGGCGUUUGCACCAAAUGUUCUGAAUUGGACAUUUCGCUUGCUUUUUGCGGAUCACCCUGCAAGAAAAACUUCCUUCAUUGGCACGGGCAAGCCUCUUCUGGAGUCACCCACUUCUAAGAAACCUAUUACGAGUCCCUAUACAUUCGCCCAAGUCGCUCUUCAACAGCAGCAGAAAAUGGAGUAGAGAUGUCACGUACCUGGAUUUUGCAUUUGUUAAUGUUAAUUUGUUUUCUGUUGGGCUUGUGAACUUUUGUCAUAAACCAUUGUGAGAGUGCAUAGAACAAUUCAAUAGGUUGCUCAGAAGAACUUUGGCUGUAGUUUCUAAAUAUGG